UCUUUUGGUCGUUGCUGUUAGGCUUCUUGCUUCGCAGGAGGUUUAGAGAGUGCAUGCGUCGCUUCUUCGUUUCCUUCGUGACUGUUCAACUUCGCUCCUUCGACGUCUUUCCCUUCCUGUCGGAUCGGAAAUUUCGACAUUUUGAUCGGAAGCAAGAACGGGACCUCGCUGGCUGUGAAGUCAUUUGCAGUGACGAGCUUAGCAAUUCUCGCCCUUGAAGUUGAAUAGAUGACGAAUGUAGGGAGCAUUAAGUCCACCUCUCUCAACGGGGUGAAGAUAUACUCCGUCUCCGGCCAGCGUUCCUUGCCCUCAUGGCUCCCGCCUAAGAAGCUCAAAGCCCUCCGAAAAGACAAAGAGUACCUCCGAAGAGUGGAUUUGAUCCAGGACUUGAAAUUUGAAACUGCGACAACCAAAAUUAAGGUGACUCCUGAUGGAGAAUACUUAAUUUCAUCAGGUAUUUAUCCUCCUCAAGUGAAAGUGUUUGAGUUACGAGAAAUGUCAUUGAAAUUUGAAAGGCACUUGGUUUCAGAAGUAAUUAACUUUGAGGUGCUUGGUGAUGAUUACUCCAAGAUUGCAUUUCUCUGUGCUGAUCGUUCCAUCUGCUUGCAUGCCAAGUACGGAAGUCACUACAGCUUACGAAUCCCAAGGAUGGGAAGGGAUAUGAAGUAUGAUAGCUGGUCCUGCGACUUACUUUGUGCUGCUUCCUCACCAGAAUUAUACAGAAUCAACUUGGAACAGGGCCGUUUUUUGUCAUCAAUCAGCUCUAAUUCACCAGCUAUCAAUGUUGUUUGUCGUAGUAUGAUUCAUGGCCUUAUUGCUUGUGGUGGUGACGAUGGAUUUGUGGAAUGUUUUGACAUGAGAAAGAAAUCUUCAGUCGGCAGAGUUAAUGCUGUUGUGCAAUCUGGUGAUUCAGAUCAGGAGAUUACCGCCGUGCAAUUUGAUGAAGACCAUGGGUACCUGAUGGCAGUUGGGACCAGUGCUGGGAAGAUAUCUAUCUAUGACUUGCGAAUGUCUGAUCCAAUUCGAAUCAAGGAUCAUAUGUACGGAAGACCUAUAUUAGACAUCAAGUGGCAUCAGACUCUUAAUUCUGUAGAUCCUAAAUUGAUCAGCACUGAUAGCCAUGUUGUUCGAGUUUGGGAUCCUAAUACGGGGGAUAAUUUGAUUAAUAUAGAACCAAGUGAUGGUGCCAUCAAUGACGUUUGUGUUUUCCAUGAAAGUGGCUUGAUGUUAUUGGCUUUGGAUUGCAGCCAAAUACCGGCCUACUUCAUUCCAAAUUUAGGGCCUGCACCAAAGUGGUGCUCAUAUUUGGAGAACCUUACUGAAGAGAUGGAGGAGGGAUCACAAGCUACUAUUUAUGAUGAUUAUAAAUUUUUAACAAAGGAAGACCUUGAGAGGUUGCAUUUGACAAAUCUAAUUGGCACAAAUUUGUUAAGAGCUUAUAUGCAUGGGUUCUUUAUUGACUAUCGUUUAUUCAAAAAGGCACAAGCUAUUGUAGAUCCAUUUGCUUAUGAAACUUAUAUAGAGAAGAAGAAACAGGAAAAGAUUGAGGCUGAGCGCGCUUCUCGCAUUACGAUUAAAAGGAAGUUGCCCAAAGUAAACCGUUUGCUUGCUGCUAGGCUUCUUGAAAAUCAAGAAGCGGAAGGUGAGGUGAUGAUUGCAGAUGACCAUAAUGCAAAAAAGAAAUUGUCAAAGAAAAAUAGAGGCUUGACGAGUGAUAUUUUGAGAGAUGAACGUUUUACUGCAAUGUUUGAGAAUAAGGACUUUGAAGUUGAUGAGCUAUCACGUGAAUAUCUUUCACUUCAUCCUCAAUCUACCAAGAAGAAUUCCUCUCUGAUUGAAGAAUAUUUUGACCCAGUAAUGGAGGAUGAGGAAGAAGGUACCAGUAGCUCUGAUGCUUCAGUAGCUUCUCAAUCAUUAGAAGAGGAGUCUGAUGAGGAUAAAAAGCAUAAGAAGAAUCCAAAGCGUGUGAGGUUAUACGAAGUGAAGGAUGAGCGCCACGCUGAAGCAUUUUGGAGCGCAGUUUCCCUUGCAAAGGAUGAUGCCCUUCCUCUGGGCGAGAGGGUUGCGGCACUCGAGAAGAGAUCUGCUGCUCCAAGUAAUGUGAAGCUUGGUCUCGGUGGCUCGCGAGAGAUUUCCUUUUUGUCUACCAAUACAAAACAGCAAAAGAAGGUUGAGAACCCUCCUGAGGGGAAAAGAAGGGGCAUUAAACCACUUGGGUUGAAGCCGGGCAAAGCAGAAUUCUAUGGCAGAAAAAGGCAAAAUGGCCGCAGCAGAAGGCACUGACAGGGCAUGUGAAGAUUGCUUCAUUGCUUAUAUAAUGGUAAAUUAAGGUCUUUCUGAUGCCAUCUUACAUAGCAAUGCAAAAGAGGGACAAGUUUUCUUCCCCACCUUAGUUCACUGAUCUACCCAGUUUUGAUGUUUAAUCUAUUAUUCAAUUAUUCGAUGCGAUGUUAUUGUGGUUGAUCUGUAAUACAGAUCAACUUCUUUUUGUUUUAUUACUGCUGUACAUAAUUUUGCAUGUGUUGAUAAAGUUUGCAUGCAUAUUUUUUAAUUAGUUUAAAUUUUGUUUUUGGUGGAAUUUAGCUGUAAUUGUUUGACAUUUUAGCUCCAACGGGUUUGUAGCUUCUGCUA
Messenger RNA from Dendrobium catenatum, 2631 nucleotides. Its product is annotated as nucleolar protein 10. The record is from RefSeq and is a predicted model, not a curated record. The transcript is spliced from 17 exons. Gene Ontology annotation, biological process: maturation of SSU-rRNA from tricistronic rRNA transcript (SSU-rRNA, 5.8S rRNA, LSU-rRNA). Gene Ontology annotation, cellular component: 90S preribosome; small-subunit processome; nucleus. Gene Ontology annotation, molecular function: protein binding. Bases 229 to 2283 code for a protein of 684 amino acids. NCBI's taxonomy places the organism in Eukaryota, Viridiplantae, Streptophyta, Magnoliopsida, Asparagales, Orchidaceae.